This is a messenger RNA of Rhineura floridana, 933 nucleotides long. RefSeq names its product olfactory receptor 13H1-like. NCBI's taxonomy places the organism in Eukaryota, Metazoa, Chordata, Lepidosauria, Squamata, Rhineuridae. Gene Ontology annotation, cellular component: membrane. Gene Ontology annotation, biological process: G protein-coupled receptor signaling pathway. The record is from RefSeq and is a predicted model, not a curated record. Gene Ontology annotation, molecular function: G protein-coupled receptor activity; olfactory receptor activity.
AUGGAGGAAAAUAAUGACACAGCGGUGGCUGAGUUCAUCUUGCUUGGACUAUCUGGUUACCCCAAGGCCCAGGCAGUGAUGUUUGCAGUUUUCCUAGUGGUCUACCUUGUAACACUCCUAGGCAAUGGCCUCAUGGUUGUCUUGAUCAUCGUUAGCCCUCUCUUGCACACUCCUAUGUAUUUCUUCCUCAGCAACCUUUCCUUCUUGGACAUGUUCUAUACCACCUGCAGUGUUCCACAGAUGCUGGUCAACUGCUUCGCCCACCGACCCACCGUUUCCUUUGUGGGGUGCCUAGCUCAGAUGUACAUCACCCUCUUCCUCGGCAUAGCAGAGUGUUUCUUGCUGGCUGUCAUGGCCUAUGACCGCUUUGCUGCUGUCUGCAGCCCUUUGCAUUAUACCCUCAUCAUGAGCAGGGAGACUCUGAUUCAGCUGGCAGCCACAUCUUGGGCUUUUGCCUUGCUGUUGACCCUUAUUGCAGUGGUGUUGCAGUCAACAUGUUUUUGUGGUCACAACAUCAUCAACCAUUUCACCUGUGAGCUGCAGGCUUUUCUGAAAGUGGCCUGCUCCAACACAAGACUUAAUGACAUGCUCAUUGUGGCCAACAGCUUUUUUGUCCUCAUCAUGCCCUUCUGCUUCAUCUUGGUGACAUACGGGCGCAUCGCCCUGGCCGUGAUGCACAUCAAGUCAGCCAAGGGGCAGAGCAAGGCCUUUUCUACUUGUGGCUCCCAUGUGCUUGUGGUCACCGUCUUCUACUGCUCAGCCAUGUCUAUGUAUUUACACCCACAGGGCAAGGUUUCCUCCAAUCGUGACAAAAUGAUCUCUGUGUUCUAUGGGGCAGUGACCCCUAUGCUAAACCCCCUGAUUUACAGCCUGAGAAAUAAGGAUGUAAAGGGAGCCUUUUGGAGACUGCUCGGAGGGAAAAUACCUGAAUGA